Nicotiana tabacum (common tobacco) is the source of this 688-nucleotide messenger RNA. Lineage: Eukaryota; Viridiplantae; Streptophyta; Magnoliopsida; Solanales; Solanaceae. The record is from RefSeq and is a predicted model, not a curated record.
UCCCUCCAACUCUUUCUCUUAUUUACUAUUUUACUUGCAUAUUUAUUUGUUUUGUUGCUAGUAGUUAAAUUUUUAUAAUAUGUUUAAUGCUGUAAAAAGAGUUUGUAACAAGGUUACUAAUCGGGGAAAUAAAAAAAGAGGUAGUACUUCAGGUUCAGCAUCUGGUAGUAAUUUAAAUACCUCUCCAAAUAUUCCUGAAACAUUACCUGAUAAUAAUAUAGAUUAUGAACAAUUGCAGGAAGAUUUUGGUAUAGAUGAUAAUGAAUUAGAAAUGGAAGAUGAGAUACCACUUACACCUAGUAGUGUUGGAGCUGCUAGCAGGGGUGGUGGUCGUGUUGCUAGUAGUAGACCACCUGUGGCCCCGACUAGUAAUCGUAGAAAAAGAAGUAAGGUUUGGAAAUUCUUUGAGGAAAUAGAAGGUACUGAUAGAGUUAAAUGUAAACUUUGUAAUGAUACUUUUAAACAUAAGACUGGGGGUCAAUUAGGGGGGACUGGGACACUUAGUAGACAUAUGAGAAUUGAGCAUCCUAUAGAAUGGGGAUAUGAUGGAGAUGAAAAUCAAUCAACUCUAAACCCUACUACUGGCGGUCUUUCUGUGGCUCUGCUGGGACCUGGGCCUGGACUGGCUCCUAGGUUGUAUCCUGAGGUUGACUGUAGGAAGUCUCUGGUGGGUCCGCCCACCGGAUAA